AAAGACCAGGGCCAUGGGCACACAAAAUGUGAGUGAGGCCCAUAUAGAAGGGAUCUGCCCAGCAGAUAAUGAGCAGUGUCUAAAGUUAGAGAAGGCAGCCAUAAAGAUUCAGUCAUGGUGGCGUGGCAACAUGGUACGCUGGACGUUACUGCAUGCAGCACUCAGGGCCUGGGUCAUCCAGUGCUGGUGGAGGUCGAUGCAGGCCAAGAUGCUGGAGCAAAGACGGCGCCUGGCACUAAGACUCUACACCUGCCAGGAGUGGGCAGUGGUGAAGGUGCAGGCACAGGUUCGAAUGUGGCAAGCCCGCAGACGGUUUCUCCAGGUGUACCAAGCGGCCUGCAUCAUCCAGUCUCACUGGCGCUGGCAUGCCAGCCAAACCCGAGGCCUGAUCCAGGGCCGCUAUGAGGUUAGAGCCAGCCAGCUGGAGCUCGACAUCGAAAUCCUCAUGACCUAGGGUGCUGGCAGAGCCAAGGAGACUGGAUCUCUCUUCCAAUAAAGACAUUUACUGACCAU
Molecule: messenger RNA, 513 nt
Organism: Orcinus orca (killer whale)
Lineage: Eukaryota; Metazoa; Chordata; Mammalia; Artiodactyla; Delphinidae
Gene: IQCF6
Product: IQ motif containing F6
Exons: 2
Coding region: 14-454 (146 amino acids)
Molecular function (GO): calmodulin binding
Source: RefSeq, a predicted model, not a curated record